AUGCACAGAUCAAAAAGUAAAGACCGUGCGACGGCGCCAGGCCCAGCCUUUAUGUCUUCGAAGCAAAUGGCAAACUACCUACACGACCUUCGUAACAACCGCAUUCCAAGACCGAAUGGCUCCAGACCGCCUCCUCAACAAUUCGCAUCGUGGUCAAGCAGGACUACCUCCCAAGCAGUAGAAAGCCCCGCUGUUUCUCCCUCCUCUCCUCCUACGGCCAACAAUUCUAUACCCGAGACCGCUUCAGUACCCCCGCGCUGUUCUAGUGCCCAAUCCCACAAUCGAACAAAUUCAGGAAUGAGUCUGAGGGAGUCUUUGGCUGGCCGCCCUUUGAUACCGGAGCCUCGGCUUCGAGACAUCUCGACUACUACAACUGAUAGCAGUCGGACGGCGAGCAUAGCGUACAAGGAGAAUGGGCACCGACAGGUCGAGAAGGAGGAGGCACGGGCUUUGAGACUGGCUCUCGAGGUCAUUGACUUGGAGGGGGAGCAAGGUCUAUACAGCGCUGCUCGUGAUGAAGCUGCUGAGCUGGUGUGGAAGCAUCAGAACCUGGACGCGCCUUCUGUCGAUCCCAACGCACCAUACCAGUACCCCGGUCUUACACGGACUUCAAGCCAUAAGAGGAGCCGAAGCUUGGGCAGGACAUCGCGAGAUCUACAGCGAAGCAACUCCAAGACCAGAAAUCGAAACUCGACCGGCUCGACCACAUCAGCAGGCAGUCGUAGCAGUAGCCGCAACAGUAAGAGGGUCCCCAGCGACCCUGCCAUGGGUACACUGAAAGAGGGAUCAUCGGAAGAUUCAAUCGAUAAUACCGUAACGGAUGUCAGGGGUAGACAGUCACUGAAGGAUACCGAGAUUGAAUCGAAACUAUCGAGUAACCCGCCCUUCUCAAUAAGCGACCCAAAACAUCGUCGACGAUCCAGUGGUGCGAAGCGUAACACCAGUGGCAGUCUCUUCAGAAACCCUGACGAUCAGAUCUACGAGGAGCCUGAGGAGGAGCAGCCGCCUGCACCCGAGCCUAUCCUAAACAAGGCUCCAACAACUCUGCCGCUUCAAGUUCGUCGAAAUCCGUUCACGAGGGUCCAGUUUGCCAAGGAGGGCCUUAUCAGGUCCAACACUGAUCCCACAGUUACCAUGACGAGGUUCGACCGGUUCGAAAUCCAGAAAAAUCCACCCACUCAAUCGCGCAAUGCUGCGUAUACAUCCAACUCUUUGCCCACCGAGCCCCUGAAACCCGUGGAGAAGGCCAACACCAGAGAUGUUGUAGAAGAGAUAAAGAUGAAGGACGGGAAGGAGAUCAGGAGUGAUGAUAUCCGGGCAGCGACUAGCAUGAAGCUUAAGGAUAGGAGCCCGAAGCUUCCAACACCUACACUCGUCAGCGAUAGUCCAGGUCGACCGAUCGUCUCUUUCAAGAAAGAUGACGUGAAGCCAAAGGAGAUCGAGCUGAAGCAAGAGCAGUCGACUCUUCCUCCUAUUACCGAUGGUCUACCCCCUCGACCAGAUCCCGCAGGUCGCCCUUUCGCCAAGGCUGCGACUCUUCCGGUGAUUCCUACCAUCAACUUCCCAGAUGAAAACGGGGCACGCAAUCAAAAGACAUCGCCGCCAAUCCCUAGUAUCAGCAUCUCUCCGACGCCUCCCAUCCCUACCAUAAAUGUGAAAACCGCACCGCCACCUCCGACUAUCAAUGUCCAGCAGCCUCCUUCAAUCACGCGAUCUACACGACCUCUCCCAACUCCAAGAGCCAACCCAGGCCGCCCUGUGCCGCACUCAGUGGGCACCGCUCCGCCACCGACCCGUUCCCACUGGUCUCCCGCCGCCCCUCCCCGAACAGGUGCCCUAUGCUCCCAAUGCGCCCUCCCCAUCGCCGGCCGCAUCGUCAGCGCCGCGGGCUCCCGCUUCCACCCAGAAUGCUUCGUCUGCCACUACUGCGGCGAGGGCCUCGAGUGCGUCGCCUUCUACCCCGAGCCCGAGAACGCGCGCGCAAUCCGCAUCGACCGCAUCCGCCGCCGCCAGGCCGGGGAGGACAUCGAGAUUGGCGAGGGCAUCUCCGAGGCUGACGACGGCGACGAGAGCAUGCGCUUCUACUGCCACCUCGACUACCACGAGUUCUUCAGUCCGCGCUGCAAGAGCUGCAAGACGCCGAUUGAGGGCGAGGUGAUUGUGGCGUGUGGGGCGGAGUGGCACGCUGGGCAUUUCUUCUGCGCGCAGUGUGGUGAUCCCUUCGACUCUACCACGCCCUUCGUGGAAAAGGACGGCUACGCCUGGUGUGUCGGCUGCCACACGAACCGCUACUCGACCAAGUGCAAGAAGUGCCGCAAGCCGGUGACGGACAUGGUCUUGAAGGCGCUCGGGGCGGAGUGGCACGCGCAGUGCUUUUGCUGCAUGGUAUGUCUACGUCCCCUUCCACACCUUAUUUUACGCAAAAGAAACUCAAAGUCUAAUGAACUGGAACAACAGGAAUGCGGCGGCCAGUUCGACGACGGCCGAUACUUCCUCCGCGGCAAUAGCCAAGACCCGGUCUGUGUGAGAUGCGAGGAGCGGAGAUUGAAGGCGUAAGAAAGGAGGGUAGUUUCUGAGCAUUCCGGCUCCUGCAACUUCUCUUUUGUCUUGGUAGGUGCGCGGUGCAUAGGAGUUAGAACUCUGACGAGCGAACGAUCGUGCUUUCCUUUCCUUUCCUUUCCUUUCCUUUUCCUUCUCCCGUUCCUUCAGCAUCAGCAUACCUCGGCAGCGUGGGCAUAGCAAUAGGCGCAAAGCAAGCAUAAUCAAUCGAACCUAGCAUGUUCUAGCAUCCUUCUAUU
Mytilinidion resinicola is the source of this 2798-nucleotide messenger RNA. RefSeq lists its product as uncharacterized. The coding region runs from base 1 to 2556 and encodes 851 amino acids. The record is from RefSeq and is a predicted model, not a curated record. Gene Ontology annotation, molecular function: transcription coregulator activity. The transcript has 4 exons. Lineage: Eukaryota; Fungi; Ascomycota; Dothideomycetes; Mytilinidiales; Mytilinidiaceae. Gene Ontology annotation, cellular component: nucleus; Z disc.